Messenger RNA from Symbiodinium necroappetens, 486 nucleotides. The record is from the annotation of a GenBank genome assembly. NCBI's taxonomy places the organism in Eukaryota, Dinophyceae, Suessiales, Symbiodiniaceae.
AUGGCCAUGGUUUUAUGGGGGUCGAGCCUCAACUCCGUACCACCACCCUGCAAGCCAACGGAGGUUGGUGGAGAUCAGGAUCUACCACCGGCUGUCCCGAUUGACGAACGUCCGCAUGUUGAGCCCCGCCUGAGCGAUGGAGGAGAGCCCCUACUGCUCGAUGGAGGUGAGAUGUGCCGACGAGCUCGCAUGAACACUGGUGACUUUGGGGUGCCCUCGUUGGAGACUCGGCAGUCCUACUUCUCCAACACCAUGCCCAAAAGGCCCGAGGUGCCUGCAGCUCCCAACCGGGUCUUGCACAACCACCAUAAAGUUCGUAUCGAGAAGAUGAUGAAGGAGCUCGGCACCCUCUCAGGUAGGCGAAAGCUCGAGAAGGAGGUCGCUUCCCGCAGGCAGCCCGGUCUGCAUGAAGACGCGAAGAAGGCAUUGCCCAAGCAACGCAGAUGGAACUUCACACGGCCGUGGUUCAGUCGAGCAACUUCCUAG